CGCUCGAUUGGGGAUUUGGGGAGAUGGGUAACAAUUUUAUCUGCAUGAAGAAGAAGGACAGCGGAGGAGGAGAUGGAUCCAGAAGCAAGAGGCUCAAUCGCUCACAGAGAAAAUUGCUUGCCGAGGAAGAUAUGUUGCACCGACGGGCCCUGUCCAUGGCGAUUCAUCAGGCUCAGCUUUCUCAGAGAUUCGACGGAUCCGUGUCCAGACGGGUCGGGUCCACCGGCUCCAGGAGACGGAACCUCUCUAACCCGUUUUCCGGUGGGAAACAAAAACAGGUAGAGGAGUUCUUGGAGAGCUUGAAAGUGAAGAAUUUCAUCCUGGUUCACGGCGAGAGGUUCGGGGCAUGGUGUUGGUACAAAACUAUUGCUUCACUGGAGGAAUCGGGACUCUCGGUAACUGCACUCGACCUCGCAGGAUCCGGAUUCAAUUUAAAAGACACAAACAGUGUCUUGACGGUGGAAGAAUAUUCGACACCGUUGACCGAGCAUCUUGAAAAUCUUCCGGAGGGAGAAAAGGUUAUUCUCGUGGGUCAUAGUACCGGAGGAGCUUGCAUUUCCUACGCGUUAGAGAGAUUUCCCGAGAAAAUAUCGAAAGCGAUAUUCAUUUGCGGGACGAUGGUUUCUGAUGACCAAAGGCCUUUCGACCCCUUUGCUGAAGAGCUCGGUUCAGCGGAGCGGUUUAUGAAAGAGUCGCAGUUCUUGAUCUAUGGUAACGGCGAAGACAAUCCUCCGACAGGGUUCAUGUUCGAGAAACAACACAUGAAAGGCUUGUAUUUCAACCAGUCACCCGCCAAGGACAUUGCACUGGCAAUGGUGUCCAUGCGACCGGUCCCGCUCGGACCGAUGAUGGAGAAGCUGUCGUUAACGGCAGAAAGGUACGGGAAGGGCCGGAGAUUCUACGUGCAGACGCUCGACGACAGAGCGCUCUCGCCGGACGCUCAAGAGACGGCGGUGAGAGAGAAUCCUCCCGAAGGGGUUUUCAAGAUCAAAGGCAGUGACCACAGCCCUUUCUUCUCCAAGCCUCUCUCCCUCCACAAGAUUCUCCUUGACAUCGCUCAGAUUCCUUGAUACAGAAUCUUGCAAGAUUCUUAAUACUCACAGGAUUAUUACACAGGGUUCAUACCGUAAAAUAUCAAAUUCAAAAGUAUUUAUUUUUUGGAAAAAAUGUAAACUUUUAUUCACGAGCGAAAUUGGUGUAUGCUUUUA
Tarenaya hassleriana is the source of this 1208-nucleotide messenger RNA. Its product is annotated as putative methylesterase 12, chloroplastic. The record is from RefSeq and is a predicted model, not a curated record. NCBI's taxonomy places the organism in Eukaryota, Viridiplantae, Streptophyta, Magnoliopsida, Brassicales, Cleomaceae. The coding region runs from base 24 to 1070 and encodes 348 amino acids. Gene Ontology annotation, molecular function: methyl jasmonate esterase activity; methyl salicylate esterase activity; methyl indole-3-acetate esterase activity. Gene Ontology annotation, biological process: jasmonic acid metabolic process; salicylic acid metabolic process. The transcript is spliced from 5 exons.